This is a messenger RNA of Scylla paramamosain (green mud crab), 1099 nucleotides long. RefSeq names its product RNA polymerase-associated protein RTF1 homolog. The transcript has 5 exons. Bases 242 to 604 code for a protein of 120 amino acids. The record is from RefSeq and is a predicted model, not a curated record. NCBI's taxonomy places the organism in Eukaryota, Metazoa, Arthropoda, Malacostraca, Decapoda, Portunidae.
AUUAUUCGAACAUGUUUACACCGCGCCAGCCUCUUUCCUGAUCCUGUUUAAAGUUACAGGAUGUGUUAUCUUCUCUUCCUGCACCUGCUAUUGAUUCUACUCAGAGGAUUCCCAACAAUACCUAUUAUCAGAUACCAACAAGAAUGGACAGUCACCUUGCUAUGUCCAACAGGCGGAGAUUGAAGCGAAGAAAGGAACAAAAAUUGACGAUCCGUUCACCCAGCGGUCGACUCGGCCCACCAUGGUCACCCGUACCAAGGAACCUGACAUGCAGUCCUUGGAGAUGCUUAUCAAGGUGGAGAUGGAACAGAAAAUGAAACAAGAAGAAGAGAAGAGAAAAAAGGAAGAAGAGCUUAACAGAAAGAAGCAAGAUGAAGAGAAGAAGAAAGACGAAGAGCGGAAGAGAAUACAAGCUGAAGAUCUAUUCGCUGCUCAUGAUUUUGAUGUCAAGAUCGACUUGGAUGUGACGAUUCCUGGUAAUGCCUCAGCUCCUGUUGGUCCCAGACAAAACCUGGGGAGUGCAACAAAUGGGAGUUCAGUGAGUGCAGCUCCCAAGAGAUCUCUAAAUCUUGAAGAGUACAAGAAGAAAAAAAGCUUAAUAUGAAUAACUGUAGCUUAGGUUGAUAAAAUCUUCUGGUGACAAUUACAAGUGUAGAAUGACUCCACACAUGCCAAUACACACACACACACACACACACACACACACUUACUUAUUCCUUCAUCAACAAUAUUAAUUGUAAUUUUCAGCAUAAGAAAAAGUAACAUUGAUAUUUUAUUUUAAAUGCCAGACUUCUUUGAUUUAGGAUAAUUUCAACUCUAAUUUUUCUUUAUUAUUAUUAUUAUUGUUGUUAUUAUUAUUGUUGUUAUUAUUAUUAUUAUUAUUAUUAUUAUUAUUAUUAUUAUUAUUAUUAUUAUUAUUAUUAUUAUUAUUUUGUUUCUUUUCAUUUUUUCUUGCAUCUUAGUAAAUUUUCACUCACUCUAGUGGUACAAAUUUCAUAAAACCCAUGAAUGUUUUUUUUUCUCAAUGGGGAUCUUGUGCACCCCACAGGUGCAUAUUGUAUGUACAUGUCUGGGAGAAUAAUGAUGAUAAUGUGUACAA